AUGGCCCCAAAAGUUCACGCCUCCGUUAAACUUACAACCUUGUCAGCCUUCGCUUGGUUUGGAUCGCGUCUUUUUGGGUUCAGAUUGGAGUCACUAUUGUCACUAGCAACGUGGCUAUGUGCUAGCGAGAGCUUCUUCUUCCAGAACUCAUCUGCUAUCUUCGACGAGCCACUGGGAAAUCGCAUUACUCACUGGGUGAACACUAUUCCAAACGACGGCUUGCUUCAUUUUUUUGGGUUAUUUGGAUCCGAAUACCUCGUACCUACCAGCAUCGAAAGUCUCUCAGACGUACUCACCAAUCGCUCCUACCAGUUUCAGAAGACUAGUGGGUUCCGUCGAUACGGCAUACGUUUCUUCGGUGAUGGCAUUGUUGUCCAAGAAUCCGAUAAGCACAAGCAGAGCAGGAAGUCAUUUCUUCAAGCUUUCAACCAGCGACAAGUUGAUAGGCUAAAACCAGUCCUAUCUUCCAAGGCAUCUCAGAUUGUACAGUAUGUUUGGGAAAAGUGCACACUAUAUGAGAAUGGCGAAAAGAACUUGAAGGCUGCAAAUGUCAAGGUUGGCGAGUUUUCUAGAUUGAUAUCUCUAGACGUUAUGGGUAUUAUCGCCCUUGGUCAUGAUUUCCAUGGGAUUUCCGGUCAGAGUCAGCAGAUUUUCGAGAUUUUCCAGGCUUUGUUCUCUUCAAGCGAUCAAAAGAGAUCUCACUUUAUGUGGCAUAACUGUGCUCCACCUUGGCUCAUUAACAUGUUUCCAUCAAAGACCGAUUCUCAAAUGGAGCGGGCAUAUGAACAACUCCGAAAAUAUCUUGAGCAAUUGAUUCCUGAGAAGCUCGCUUCACUCAACUCAACAAUAAUGACGGAUCAAGACAUUCCGACCCCUCAAAUAGCCUGCUCAGGUGACUUCACAGAAGGCGAGGUUAUUCCUCAAACUAUUACUACUUUAUCCGCUGGAUUUGAAAGUACCGCAAGCAUCUUAUCAUGGACCUUAUAUUGUCUAGCAGCCUAUCCAGAAAUCCAAGACUCUUUGAGAAAGGAGUUACACAUCGCCAAGUCUUCAUCAAAUAAUACCGCGCUCAUGGAGACUGACUACGAAAGUCUACCGCUACUCAACGCAGUCUGCUAUGAGACCUCUCGGCUAUACCCAACAUUUGCUAUGACAAUGCGUAAGGCUGUCUCUGAUACCUAUAUCAACGGCCGUCUUGUUCAGGCUGGCACCUACAUUGCUCUUGUACCACGGGCCAUCAAUCGAGCGAAGCAUCUAUGGGGCGCCGAUGCAGAGCAGUUUUUACCGGAAAGAUGGAUAGAUCGAUCCAAUCCCUUGAUGCCAAAGAUCAACCAGUUAGGAGGUGCUUCAUCGCCAAUGUGCAUGCUAUCGUUUUUAUAUGGAUCUAGGAGCUGCGUGGGACGCAGUCUGGCUUUGGCAGAGAUACGAAGAGUUACGGCACGCUUAGUCGAAACCUUUGAUAUUCAAAAAUCCAGUUCAGCCGAACCAAUACCAGUUGGUUGGCUAUCUUCAGGUCCACCCCCUGACCUAGACCUUAUAUUUGUACCAAUAACUGAAUUUGGUUUGCGCAUACAGGAAGAGUAA
Messenger RNA from Penicillium malachiteum, 1584 nucleotides. RefSeq names its product cytochrome P450. The transcript has 3 exons. The record is from RefSeq and is a predicted model, not a curated record. Bases 1 to 1584 code for a protein of 527 amino acids. Lineage: Eukaryota; Fungi; Ascomycota; Eurotiomycetes; Eurotiales; Aspergillaceae. Gene Ontology annotation, molecular function: monooxygenase activity; heme binding; iron ion binding.